Molecule: messenger RNA, 1149 nt
Organism: Perkinsus marinus ATCC 50983
Lineage: Eukaryota; Perkinsozoa; Perkinsida; Perkinsidae
Exons: 10
Coding region: 1-1149 (382 amino acids)
Source: RefSeq, a predicted model, not a curated record
AUGUCGUCAUCAUCGCCUGUAUCCGGCUGUGGGAGUUCAUCCAUGCGGUUGACCGCCAGGGGCUUCCUAGAGAAGCAGGGAGAUGACUUUAGAGGGACCUCCUCAGUGUCGGACGAAGGCCCACAGUGUAAUGUAAGGACAGCUACACCAGCCGCAAAGAGGCCGAACAAUCAAGGGGCACUGCGGCCUCACGGUACGAGUUCGCUGGGUUCCGGUGACAGCAGCGGCGCUUGGAGGAGUACUAUCGAGGACAGAUUUGGCGAUAUGGUGGAGUCAGACUAUGACGAUGUACUCUCUGACAAGCAUUUCAUGGCGCGUGGUAAAUUGCUGAUCAUAUGCCCUCAGGAAUCCGACGAUGGAAGCGUUUCUUCCAGUUCAUACGCUGACUCUUCGGAUGUCGAUGAACUGAGUAGCCUCAGAGACGAGCUACGUGUCGGCCUCUCAGUGAAGCGACUAGAGACUCAACUGAAGGCCCUCAGGGUGAGUCAGACCCCUUCGUCGGGCAGUACUAGUUUUAAUAAAAUACCCAGCCUGAAUAUCGCUGGUGCUGGUGCUGGCCUUGGAUACGCUACUGGUCAGGCGAUGAGACUCAGCGACUUGCACUUCUGUACCUUCUUAGUUGACCCUCUGCCGGACCGCGCUACCAUUCUUUUGGCUAGUCUCGAGAUGUGCUCAGCUCUGCGAUGCAAGCACUCCGAAAUUACUAAUUAUCCUUUUGCGAAGCUCCAUAGGCGACGGUUGGACCACGAAAUCAUACGUAAAUUCGUAUUGAAGUGCCGCAGCAGGCAGAAGUAUCUGGAAAUGUCCGACUCGAGUACGAAUCCCAGCGGAGACACCAGCAUCACUUUAGUAACUGAGGUCAACCGCUUCGAUGAUCCUUCUCAAACGCUGGAGGUCCUUUUGCAUGGUGUGGCUCUGCCUAUGUCCGAGCGACUUUAUCUUCUGUUCUUCGCGGCUGAUCUGUCACAAGCAGCCCCGCCAUUAAGGAGGAGAUUGGAGGUCCUUCGUGUGGAUGCUCCGGGGGAUGGAGGGGACUCGGAGGAGCUCACCCGGCAGAGAGAAGUUGUCACUAUGGUGGUUAGUCAGUUGAUUAACCGUUUGCAAGAGGAGGGGUUUGCUGAGGCGCAGCUACUGCAGGUUAUCCAAUAG